Messenger RNA from Phytophthora sojae, 2364 nucleotides. RefSeq lists its product as hypothetical. The coding region runs from base 1 to 2364 and encodes 787 amino acids. The transcript has 3 exons. NCBI's taxonomy places the organism in Eukaryota, Oomycota, Peronosporomycetes, Peronosporales, Peronosporaceae. The record is from RefSeq and is a predicted model, not a curated record.
AUGCUCACACACACGGCUGCAUUCAUACAUGCGUGGCGAAGGGCACAACAGCUUGCAGCAACUGCUCGCAGACUUCCGGCUCUCCUGCAUGUAUCAGCCCCAGUAGUGACGACAUACGGACGGAUGGAGGCCUCACACGCGGCGAUCAGCAUGGAGCAGCGCUGGGGGUUUCUGAACCCCUGGUGCCAAGCGCUGGCGCACAAGGUCCAGUACACGCGCUUCCGCUGCGAAGGCUCGGGCCGCGAGGGAGAGCCCGUCUGGGAGAGCAAGGGCCGCCAGCUGCAGGUGGCGGUGGGGAGCCAGCGCCACGCGCAGGACGCCUACAUCCCCUCGGAGCUCGUGCGGGUGCGCGAGGCGCUGGCGCUGCUGGCUGCGGUGGCGCACGUGGACCACGAGGCCUGGAAGUACCUGCUGCACGCGCACUGCAAGCUCAACUGGUGGCGCGACGGCGAGGAGAACCUGCCCGAGCGGCUGCCGGCGCGCUUCGUGCUCAAGCUGCCGCAGGAGACAGUUGCGGACGACCUGGCCAGGUUCUUCGGCGUGGAUCAUAGAGAGCAGCCUAGUGGGGCCUACGUGGAGGCCAUGAAGAGGGUGGCGGCCUUUGACCACCGUCUGCAGCCCACGAGCCCCGGCGUGGACAUCGAGGUGCCCAUCCGAGUGGCCUAUGGUGUCGCGGAGGAGAAGCUGGCGGCGGCGGGACACCCGGACCAGCUUAUCAAGGGCAUGAGGAAGAUGCCGAGGACGGAGAGGAACAUCCGACAGGAGUGGGACAGACUGCACACGACGGACGUGGAGUCUGGGUCGAUUAGAUGCACCUUCGUGCUGGAGCCGAUGGUCAUGGAUAUCCAGGAGAGCGGCAGCGUCGCCAAGACCGCAGGCAUGAUGGAGAGAUACGUGCUAAACAACUUCUGGUUCUCGCUCGUGUCGGUCAAGGCCAAGCUGGCCUCGGAGAGCGGCGAGCCCGACACGCUGAUCGCCUUCCGCCAGCUGAUGAUCGCUCUGUUUGACGGUGCGCGCCGUGAUCCUGCGUUGGCGCAUACGAGAUAUCAUGGCAUUGCGGCCCAGCGCAGUCAGCUCCAGCUCGGCAAGCUGGUGCUGCACGCGGACGGAGCGUUGGACCCCUUGGAGACCGAGGCGCUAUUCUCAUCGCUCGUGUUGAACCAGACGGCCCAGAGACUGACUGCGUGGGUGUACUUGAUGAGCAACGAGCAGGAUAGAACCAACAUUUGGUGGAAGUGGCUGGCGUACGGAUGCUUCUCGAAGCGAGCGCGGACGCACUCCGCGCUUCGAUCGCUCGAACUCAACGAUAUCGGCAGUCUGAGUCUGGCGGAUGUGGAGGCAUUCCUGGCGAUUUUGGACUCGGAGGGCCCAGAGGAGGUGCUGUAUGGAUUCCCGCACGGCCAAGUAGAGGGAAGAGACGCGACGCUGAAGGAUGGAGCUCUCGUCCAGUACGAUAUUCAGGAACACGGCCAGUCUCGCAGUCUCACAUUUACGUCGUGCCGGUUCUUGCUACACACGUUUAGUGACGACGGAAGCAGUGAGUGGGUGAACGUGCUAGUGCCCGGUUUCGGUCGUUGCUUGGUGCGACGAAGUGAUCUGGUUUUCAAGUCGGAGUCGGCGCCGAAGGCUAUUCGCCCCAGUUUAUCGGAGCUGAGCCUCAAGUUCUAUGAAACAGCUACAAUGGAUGGACUUACUCGCUUCUUGGCAGCCGUUGGUUCGUCUCUUUCGUCGCUGAAGAUUGCCAACCCUGGAGAUAUUGUGGACACAAGCGUGAUUUUGCGGUGCUGCCCCAACCUGCGCGAGUUGACACUCAGUCGGGGCUUGAUUGACAUGCACUUCAAGUUCGAUCAGUACCGUGGACUGCCGCAAGCUAUCUCUACAUUCCGCCCGCACUGGGAAAACAUCGCAGCUCUUGCGACUUCUCUGACCAAGGAGAGCAAUCCUCUUGUCAAGUGCAUUAGCGAGCUCCGGAUUCGUUUGGUGAUGUCCAAUGAAGCCGAUGAUCGUGCUUAUGAGUCGAAUGAAGUUCGCGUGUGGCUGGACGCUCUUCUGCAGAUGCUUGCUGUGAACAAGCACCUUCAGUACCUCGAAGUGAAGGUGUCCAUGGAGCACAGCGACUACCUCGACAGCUUUAGACGCCACCACCAUGAAAUCAUCCGCCACAACCUCAGCUUGGAGUCGAAGAUCGCAUUCUUGAGUGUGUUGCCGAACCCCAGAACGCCGACUGAGGCCCCCGCGAAGAAGAAGUGCGCAACACUAGCGUCGCGACGUCAGCUGUUGAAUUUGGGUCAGACCGCCCUGUCCAAGAUCUUCGCGUAUGCUGCCGAGCCUGUAACCCGACGCGUCUGCUUCCGGGCGUUUUAG